Molecule: messenger RNA, 6426 nt
Organism: Vollenhovia emeryi
Lineage: Eukaryota; Metazoa; Arthropoda; Insecta; Hymenoptera; Formicidae
Gene: Vps15
Product: phosphoinositide 3-kinase regulatory subunit 4
Exons: 17
Coding region: 79-4389 (1436 amino acids)
Biological process (GO): protein targeting to vacuole; macroautophagy; late endosome to vacuole transport
Cellular component (GO): phosphatidylinositol 3-kinase complex, class III, type I; late endosome; phosphatidylinositol 3-kinase complex, class III, type II
Molecular function (GO): protein binding; protein serine/threonine kinase activity; ATP binding
Source: RefSeq, a predicted model, not a curated record
AAAAAUCGGAUGGGGAAAGAUGGACGCCGCGAGUGAGCGCAUCGGUUUUAUCUGAAACUCCUCGUCCUGGUAGCAAGAAUGGGCAAUCAAUUAGUGGGCAUCGCGCCCAGCCAAAUAUUCCCGGUAGAGCACUAUUUAACGGAUCACAAUGAUUUAUUAUUUGACGUGAAUUUAGGAAGUACCAGAUUCUUCAAAGUGGCCCGGGCCCGCAGUCUGGAGGGCCUGAUAGUCGUGAAAGUGUUCGCGAUUCACGACCCGACAUUGCCAUUAUCCACUUACAAGGACAAGCUGGAGGAGAUCAGGUCCAAGCUGGCCUCGGCUGUCAACUGCCUACCGUUUCAACGAAUGAUUCUCACAGAAAAAGCGGGCUCAAUAAUGCGGGAAUAUGUGAAAUAUUCUCUUUAUGACAGGAUCAGCACCAGGCCAUUUUUGACAAGCAUCGAGAAAAAGUGGAUCACUUUCCAAGUGUUGUACGCACUUAAUCAAGCCCACAAGUUUGGUGUUUGCCACGGUGACAUAAAAUUAGAAAAUAUUAUGAUAACCAGUUGGAACUGGGUACUACUCACGGAUUUUGCUAGUUUUAAGCCGACGUAUUUGCCAGAGGACAAUCCCGCAGAUUUUUCAUACUUUUUUGAUACCUCCAGGAGAAGAACCUGUUACAUAGCGCCUGAACGUUUCGUGAAAACACUAUCUUCAGAAUUGAGCAACACGUUGCUGUUACCGGAACAGGAAGUAAAGACGGGCGAUCUGCAUCCCAUGAUGGACAUCUUUUCCGCAGGUUGUGCUUUAACGGAAUUGUAUAACGAAGGACAUCCGCCGUUCGAUUUUUCGCAACUCUUGGCGUACAGAAACAACGAAUAUUCUGUGAGCAAGCACUUGGACAGUAUAGACGAUCCAGGGAUACGCGAGCUGCUUAGUUCAAUGCUGGAGAGAAAUCCGGCAAACAGGCAGAGCGCAGAGAUCUAUUUGGCUCAGACUCGCGGCACCAUCUUCCCGGAAUACUUUUAUUCCUUCCUACAGUCUUACAUGCUCAUUUUCUCUGCCGCUCCGAUCUUAUCGCCGGACGAGAAGAUAACGCGAUUGAAGAAGGACAUUGGUAAUAUUAUAAGUAUACUAAAGACGGAGGAAAGUGAACGGAUGAAAACGAGCGAGAUAAAACCCGCGGAAGCCGCGAAAUCUGGCCAAUGCGAGAGUAAUGUGGAGUCGAUCAAGGACGAUUCCGGCCACAGCGAGGAGAAUACGAUGGUGGAAGUCGACAGCGAUCAGAGCUCCGAUAAGACCGAUUUAAAUCAAACUGAUAUGAAAAGCACACCGCAAGAUGUUGGCAGUGACAUUCAAGUGGACACAGAAUCGGAGAUGAAAUCGUCCGAAGAUCGCAAGGCGUGCGACGCAGAGUCCAAGAAAUCAAUUUCUACCUCGAGUGAGAUUCUAGAAGGACUCGUUAUUAUAACUCAGCUCGUUACAUCUUGUAUAAGAGGAUUGCAUCACUCACAGUCUAAACUGCACAGCUUGGAGAUCUUAUUGGAACUGGCUGAAAAUGUUUCUGACGAGACAAUUCUCGAUAGAAUAUUACCUUACAUCUUCCAUUUGGUUCACGAUCCGGCGCCGCGGGUAAGAGUAUCAGCGAUACACACUCUAACGAAGUGUUUACAUCUUGUGAAAUCGAUACCAUCCUCGGACGUAAACAUAUUCCCUGAGUACAUUCUGCCAGGCUUAGCGCACAUAACUCAAGAUGAGGCAGUUAUUGUUAGGGCAGCUUAUGCAGAGAAUAUUGCAUAUUUGGCACACAUCGCCUUGCGUUAUUUGGAAAAUGCUCAUCUGUCUAACUUGGGCAACAAAGAGGGACCAAAGCCCAGUUACGACAGCGAACUGCAAACCUUGCAUGAAAUGGUUCAACAGUCGGUGUCUAUGCUAUUAACGGAUCCCCAAAAUUUGGUGAAACAGACGUUAAUGGAGAACGGAAUAAACAAAUUGUGCGUGUUCUUCGGAAAACAGAAAGCUAAUGAUAUUUUGCUCAGCCAUGUUAUCACGUUCUUAAACGACAAAGAGGAUAAGGAACUGAGAGGCUCUUUUUUUGAAUGCAUCGUCGGUGUGGCUGCGUACGUCGGUUGGCACAGUAGUCCUAUACUAAUGCCGCUUCUGCAGCAAGGACUAUCCGAUCCUGAAGAAUUUGUAACCACAAAGGCCAUAAAUGCCAUGGCAACUCUUACAGAAUUGGGUCUAUUACAUAAAUCUGCUCUGUAUCAGUUAUUAUCAGAAACUAUGGUCUUCUUGGUUCACCCAAAUCUUUGGAUACGUCAUGCAACAGUCGGUUUUAUAUCUGCGGCGGCGAGAACUCUGAAUGUGGUGGAUGUCCAAUGUAAAGUUCAGACAAUGCUCCAACCAUAUCUAAAGCACUCAUUGAUCCAAAUAGAAAAAGAGAUUUUAUUGCUCGAGGCACUUGUCCCGUCGAUAUCCAGAAUAGUGUACGAUUCCGUGGUGAAAUAUAAUGAUGUCGAGGAAUUAUUCCAAGUACUUGAACACAGGCAGGCAGCCAGGGCGAAAGCCAUAACGGGUGUUGUAUCGCCACAAUACAACGACAUGAGUACUUCCUUAAAAAAUCUUUUCAGACGACUGAGUUCGGAAUCGAUGACCGAGGCAGUUGAGAAUCAGUUGCUGAUCAUGAAACCACACUUGAUGAAGAUCAACAAGUAUCGCAAUUCCGCGGACUCGAAGCAAAACGCUAUCAAGUCCGUGGAUGGCAAACUGGAGCUAAGUCCUGUGAAGGAUAGGAUAAGACACCACGUCGUCGUGUUGUAUCCCGAUACUAAGGGAGACUUAACUCUGCCGCCCUUCAAAAGAUUGGAUCGAAGAACAUCGGAGACGGUUAGCACGUACGCAACAAUGAAUCAAGAAUGGCGCACGAUGUUUGCAGCUCAAGAUAACACUCAGCACGCCAUCGUUAAAAUGUCAGACAUGACCGGGAGCAGUGGCAGCCCCAGCCAGAGCAUACACAGCGGAGACAUCCAUCUCUCUCCGCAUCAUUGCCUAUCGGAUAUGACGAGCAUUAAUUCUCUCAUGAACGAUCAUUCGCUUCACGAGCGGUCUUACAUACAAUAUAGGUGUGCGCCUUGCCGAUUAGAAGUGCGGCAGUUAACGUACCGAAAGCAGGAGCAACACGCAGCAGUAUUAAGAGCGAAGCGUUGGGCCAACAACAUCGCCUGUGAAGCUGGCUCCACAUCACUGCCAAAGGAUUGGAGGCCCCGAGGAAUUCCCGUCGCGCAUCUUCACGAGCACCGAGCUGCGGUGAACAGACUGGUUUCAAUACCGGAUACCAGCCUGUUCGCGAGUAGUUCCUCCGACGGAUGCAUUAAGAUUUGGGACGCCAGUAAGAUGGAGGGACGAAAUAUCGCUAAUCGUUCUAGGCAAACGUACAUGCACAGAGGAGGUCCGCUGGUUGGCUUAACCGUAUGCGACCAAGGGCAAUCUUUAGCGAGCUCGGCGAGCACGUCUGGAACGGUGUUCGUACUUCGGAUUGAGCCGAAUUCUAGUAAAAUGAGCCUGAUCGGCACUCGUCAAUUGGAUCUCCAGGAAGAAGGAUGCGCAGUCGACCUUCAGUAUCUAGAUUCCGGCUCGCAAUCGGUUCUCGUGUACGCCUCGUUGUAUGGGUCACUGGUAGGUUGGGAUCUACGGUGUCCCGGCACAACGUGGCGUUUGGAAAACGAUUUGAAGCAUGGAGUCAUCACAUCGUUUUGCGUAAACAGUCAUCAGCAGUGGUUAACCAUCGGCACGAGCUCGGGUUUCCAUAUCUGUUGGGACUUGAGGUUUCAAUUGCCGAUAACGAGUAUCAAGCAUCCAACAGGUGCCAGAGUGCGAAAGGUGAUUACGCAUCCAAUGGAGCAUUCGUGGAUAAUCUCGGCGGUGCAAGGUAACAACGAGAUCUCCAUGUGGAAUCUGGAGACCGAUCAUCGACAGAUGGUUCUGUGGGCAUCGAAUGCUCCACCGUUGAGCCGUACUCAAACUGGUCACACUGUAUGCGCUAUGUACGCCGGAUGCAUCGAUUGCUCGGGCUUCCUUCUGGCUGGCGGAACCGAUAUGCGUUUACGCUUCUGGGACUUCAAUAGACCUACCGUAUCCUAUGUCGCUCUACCCGCUGCUAACGAUGUACUCACUCCAAAUUCAUUGGCAUACGAUUUACGUUUAAUCGACGGAACGAACGUCGUGCAAGAAGUAUUGGUGGACGACGAUUCUAAUCCGUUGUCCGGAAGUGAUGCGAGAGGAAGAAACAUGGAGGAGAGCGGCCCCGAGACUCCACCCUCCGGCCAGCACGACACGAUCUCCGCCGUGGCCAUGUCGAACACCUGCAUUCUCACCGGCAGCACGGACGGCCUGAUACAGGUCUGGAAAUGAUUGUUCUUCUCGCUCCUGAAUAUGAUUUCACAGUUCCUCGCGUGGACGACAAAGGAUUUUAUCAGUGCAAUGCGGAAUUUCUCCUCAGUAAUAACGAAAACAUUGUGAUCCAAGUAAGGGAUAAGUUAUUCUAGAUUUCUUCAGGUAAAUUAUCCAGCAAUGCCGGACAGUGAUCGUAGUAUAAUUUAUUUAAGGACGGUCGGGGAAAUUGGGAUGUGGUGUAACUGUGAUACCACAAUGUCCCGUUUCGGCAAAAACUACCAAUCAUAUUUUUUUAACAAUUCCGUGAUUAUCAUCGACGACAGGUCUCAUUGCGAUUGUUACGAAGUUACGAUGGUAUCAUACUUAUCUCACUGUGCAAAAGCAAAACUAAAUCUACAGAUGUAUGUUUGUUUCCAGAUUUUUGUUCACGUUUAUAUCAUUUUAAAACAAUUGAAAAUCGUGUUUCUCUAAAUAUAAUUUUAUAGAUUAACUAUAGACCAAUACAACUCUCUCGAUUGUAUUUAAAUUUAAGCCGUAUUUAUAUUGUUUAAUUUGCUUGGAUAAUUAAGACGAUUCUUGUUACUUUCUUAGACCUGUUAUACAAUACGUCGCUUGUCGCUGUCGGAUAUCGCGACAAACGACGUAUUGUAUAACAGGCCUAAGGACGUUCAUCGGCUGUAAUCGUAGCCAAAAGUUUUCGCCCACAUUUGGUUUUCUUUCCGUACAGCGACACGACUUUUAGCGUAAAUUAUACACACUACACAAUUAACGCAGCUCUGCGUCUUACAUGUAUACAUUAGCACGGUUUGUUAAAAACGAAGAUCGAACAAUGUUGCCUUUGUGACUGUAUUGGCCGACACGCUUUGAAAUAUCGUCAGAUGGAAAAUUCCGGAUUACAAUUACACAUAAACGGUAUGACUACGUAUCCCUAUCUUGUAAUAUAUAUCAUUCCUAAUAUCAUUAUGCAUCAUAAAUUAGUAUUUUUAGCAAAAAUACAUAAACAUUUUCUAUCACAAUAAAUUAAAAUAUCCCUGUAGAACAUGUUUCGCCUAUACCAUGAGAGUAAUUUUGAUAUUGAAUAUCUUGACUUCGGUACGGACACGGUUUUAAAAAUUGAGCGGGCAUAUAGAUAACACUAUUAAUUGUACAUGGUCCAAAUUUGAAGCAAAUGCAUAGAAAAUCGAAUUGCCGAUGAACGUCCUUAAACCAAGCAUCAACGUACGCACAACACCGUGCUGUACGAACUCUGUGAUCCUGGACUGUACAUAAGAGUAUGUAAUAUACAUAAUGUUCAAGACUACCGAUGAUUAUAAUUGCGUUAUGGAGGCGUGCAUUUUUUUAAAAACUUGAACGUAAACUUACAUGAUAACAUAUAUAUAUAUAUAUAUUGUAUAUAACUUAUUUUUAUAUGUAAGAAAAAGAAAAAAUGAGAGAAAGAAAGAGAGAGUUCUGAGUAUUAAUGAUAUAUUAGACAUAUGUGAUGAGUUUAGAAUGUCGAUGUUACACAGAUCGAUAGAUAAACCUUUGAGAUAAUUGUAUCUAAGUUAGCAAAUAUUUAGCGGAUCCGUACGCGCACUAUAAAUUUAACAAAGUUGCAUCAAUGAAGUGACUUUGCAGUAAAAGUGACCUGUAAGCCACAUUUUUACAGCUCUUAGUUGUAUUUUUUUUAGCUUUAUUCCUUGGAUUAUCCAUACCGAUGAAUUUUUUUCACUCCGAUACAAAGUCACUUUCUGCAAUGCGAUAAAUUUCGUAGUCGCGUUUUUCUUCUUUUUUUUAAAUUUAGCACACAUGCGAAUACGGACCGAGAAGCGAGAAGUAAUAAAAUUCAUGUACGAAGGAUGCAACGCGAACAAUUAUCUUCUCGCUUCGUACCUUACAUGAUGAGCGCGUAAGUAGCUAUGUGUAAUCACGAAUAUUUAUGUACGCUAGUUUGCUAGUAUUGUCACACACGGACGCAUACGUACACGCAAUUACAUUGACUGAAAUACUCAUAACCGGUGGACGUAUAUUGUCUAAAAAGCUACGUUGUUACAAUAAAUUCAUAUUUUGAACGCA